GAUGACUUACCCUCACCGCCUAGCGCUUGUAUUAUUUUUGAUGUGUCGUAUGCAACAUGCACUUGCUUCAAACUCAUCAACGCCCGUUAUAACCAAUUCAUCAAGUACUUAUGUGGAGAAUACAAGUACCCCUGUCACAACAUCAUCAGUCAUGUCCACCUUACUUAAUGCGUCUAUCAGCAUAGGGUACUCGUCACCAGAUUGCACAUCUUGCAGCAAUGGAGGAACCAUCACAGUGACCAUGUCAUGUAGCAUCAAGAUGCCACCUAACAAAGACAAGGAGUGUGACAAGGCCGAGUUCAAUAAAACCAGCUGUGGUUACGUUACUAUGGUCGAUAAAGUGUACUGGUGUGCUGACGUGAAAAAGAAUUUCACGUACUAUGAGAAGAAACACAUAAAUCCUGUAAAACAAUGUGAUGACGUUUGUCCAACUUCCGGCUCAGUGAUGUCCGCUCACCUCGUGUUCAUUUUCUCAUCUGGUCUCGCUGUCGGCCUAUUAUCGCAGACUCUGUGAUCCACCGACCUUGAAAAAGCUGUAGUUGUCAACACGAUAAAUCAACUCCAUUUCAGUUUUUCAGGAGUAAAGCCGUAGAAAAAGUAUAUUUGUUUUCGAUCGAGGCUUAGCAGAUACAAGCCAAGUGUUUUUGUAAGAAAUGCUAAUGCGGAAAGUUAAGUAUUUCAGUAGAGGGAAUAGACACCACUACUGACAUGAAUAGAAAUAGCGUGUAGACAGAGAUUGUGUAAUCAAAUCAUUUUACUGGUGUAUAUUUACUUGAAAACUACGAUGUUAAGAUACGUGACUUACGAUUCACGUUAUCUUGAGUUCUUGAUCAACUACGACCACAGAGUGAGGACAGCGGCAAAAUGGUUGCGCAUGCUCCGUUACUCGAGCCAUUUGAGCGUUCAAGGUUACUGCUCUCCCUCUGCAAACAAAGAUGAUGCGGGUUUUCCUGCUGAGAUAACGAUCCAUUUUUUCUGGGAGUUUUCCUUUUGAGGAGGCGAUGAAAAGAAGCGCUAAAGCGAUAAAAGGUGCUAUGAACAUCUUAGCCAUGUUACCGAUGCACUACUGCGGUUACUAAAUUUGCAGCUGUUACCGCAAUAUUUCUUUUGUUGAGUGAGGAGAUUCAAAGGAAACUUUUCUGAAAACCGCAACUUUAUCUGUUUUGGUUUGGGCCUAUCUCCACAAAAUGUAACCAAGCAAUGAUAAUUUCAAAAAUGCCGCUGUUUUGCCACGAUGGUGUUUCUAUGGAAAUAUUGUCGUUCCCAAUCCUUUCCGCACAUGAAAUUUUUCGUGCGCUGCAAGCAUGCGCACUCAUUUUGCCACUGCGUCUUGAGUGAGUAUCAUGGGUUGUUUAUGUGUAGUUCAGCUGCCUUUGUUUUUUAGAACAGUUUUACUUAUUAAGAGACAUGACUGUAAAACCCGGAGUGUGUCAAUUUAUCAUUAAAAAUGUGUGAAAAGGA
Pocillopora verrucosa is the source of this 1461-nucleotide messenger RNA. Lineage: Eukaryota; Metazoa; Cnidaria; Anthozoa; Scleractinia; Pocilloporidae. The record is from RefSeq and is a predicted model, not a curated record.